Messenger RNA from Anopheles funestus (African malaria mosquito), 1731 nucleotides. Its product is annotated as AP-3 complex subunit delta-like. Gene Ontology annotation, biological process: synaptic vesicle budding from endosome; anterograde synaptic vesicle transport; synaptic vesicle membrane organization. The record is from RefSeq and is a predicted model, not a curated record. Lineage: Eukaryota; Metazoa; Arthropoda; Insecta; Diptera; Culicidae. The coding region runs from base 553 to 852 and encodes 99 amino acids. Gene Ontology annotation, cellular component: terminal bouton; AP-3 adaptor complex; endosome membrane. The transcript has 4 exons.
AGACAACUUUUUUAUUGUUUGAUUAUUAUUUUGAUUUCUUACAUAUGGUUUUUAUCAUUUUAAAUUUCGUACCAUACAUCAAUACCGUGAUUGCUGUACUGGAUAAGCAUCAGUAGUGGAAUGCCAAAUCCAAAGCGCUUCCAUACAGCUGUGGGGUCCAGAAGCUUCGUAUCCUGAUCGAGGAUUCGGAUCAAAAUCUGAAAUGUCUAGGCCUGCUCGCUAUGUCCAAGAUCUUGAAAACGCAUCCGAAGAGUGUGCAGGCGCACAAGGAUCUGAUACUAGCCUGUUUGGACGACAAGGACAAAUCGAUACAAUUGCGGGCGCUCGAUCUGCUGUACGGUAUGGUGUCGAAGAAGAACUUGAUGGAAAUCGUACGCCGGCUGCUCGGCCAUAUGGAACGUGCCGAGGGUUCAUCGUAUCGAGACGAACUGCUGUACAAGGUGAUCGAGAUAUGCUCACAGGGUUCGUACCAGUACGUCACCAACUUCGAGUGGUACCUAACCUCGAGUCCGGUUCGGGGCAUGGUCGUCUAAUUCCGUCGCCGUCAACGAGAUGGCAUCGCUCCUAGCGACGUACCCAGUAACCGCAGCACCGAACGGUACGAUGCAGGAGGUGCUGUAUGCGGCUGCCUGGAUUGUGGAUCCCAAACUGAUACACGUUGUUAAUAGGGUAAUUGAGCUACCAGAAGGUGCAAUACUGUCCGACACGGAGGAUAAGAACAAUGCCGACCCGAACGAUCCACACCGGGCACCUGAUAUCCAUCUGGAUGCGUUAGUCCCGUUCGAUGAAGUGAAAAUCGGCCAAUACCACACAGCAUCACGAUAUGAUGCUGUUACGGGAUGGAGACGGUAGUACGAACGCCAAAGCCACCAGAGCCGGCACGACUGAUCCUGGCAAGGAGCAACAGCACCACGGCACGGUAACCGCUCAUCGUUGAAGCACGCGAAACCGACGGCGGAACCCGAUGAUGGCCCCAGUCCGGAGCGUAAUACACGGGAAAAGCAAAAGAAAAAGAAAAAAUCUUCCGGUAAGGAACAUUCCGCCUCAUCGUCCGGUGUGAAGAAGAAGGCAAGCGAACAGGCGGACACGAUGAUGCUGAUGAUCGAUGAGGAACCGGACAAUGGUGCGAAAGGUCGAUCGAAACGGGAAAACAAGAAACCCAAGAAAAUAUGAGAGGAAGCAAAACCAGGUGGAUAUAGAUAUAAAUGGUCGAUAUAGAUUUUCCCAAGUUUUCUAAGUGAGGUAAAAGAAAAACGAAAGCAAGAUGCGAAAGAAAAGAAAAGGGAUGGAACAAUUUCAUUAUUACGCCAAACACGAUUUCGGCAAAGGACAGUACUAGCCCCAAUUAGCAAAAUGUGGUAGUUUGGUGUGUGUGUGUGUGUCCUUUCGUCUAAUAAUAUAUUAAUUAAUUGCUAUUAUUAUUGCCAUUAUAAUACGAGAUAUUCUUUGCGAGAUUAAAACAUUUACUAGCUUACUGGAAAAAAACAAUAGUUGCGCCCUUUUAAAAACAAGACACAUAAUACAAACCGUAAUGUAAUGAAAGCUUCGCCUUACUAACCCUCUAAUUCAUCUUUAAUCAAAUAAAAACAUGUACCAAAGUCCUUUUUUUAAAAGAAAAGCAGAUGCAAGGCAGAUGAAAGAAUUAAUUCUUGCGUGCUUUCGAGGUAACGACGAGAAAGUUAUGUUUUAUGAAAAAGAUUAUAAUUAUUAUCAUUACACAACAAUAACAAA